UCUAUAUAUUGCCUUUUCUUUGUUUCUCUAGCUACUAGUUUAGCUAACUUCUCAUUCAUUGCUCACGCCCAUUGAUUAAAAAGGUACAGGGUAGCAAGAGAGCUAGCUAGCUGCUGCAAUGGAAUCAUCCUGGGGAGGCACUUCUCUUGCCCUUGACCUCAACCUUAAUCCUGCCGCCCGCUGCUCCCCCGCCGCCGCGGCUGCCCCACCUGCUCCGUUGAACGAGUCGGGUUUUUUUGAUUUGGAAAGGACGCUCUCCGUGAAAGAAGAGGGAAGUAAAAGAAGAUUUAAUUGGGCAUGCAAGGAGUAUGCGGAUAACAUGUCUUCAAAAGAAUUUCCUCAGGCAAAUGUGUUGAUCGAAGAGUUGAAACGGGUUAGUCAUGAGAACAAGAGACUAACCGAAAUGUUAACUGCCAUGUGCCAAAGCUACAAUGCUUUGCAAAGUCAUUUGAUGGAUUUGAUGAGCAAGAAUUCCGAAAAAGAACAAACUCAGUCUCGAAAGAGAAAAGCUCAUCAGAUCAUCAGCAAUUGCAGCAACAUGGUCGGACCUAUUGGAAAUACUGAGAGCACCUCUAGUGACAAUGAUUCAUGUAAGAAACCAAUUAGAGAAAAUAUCAAAGGGAGCGUUUCAAGAGUUGUCCUUCGGACCGAUAAAUCUGAUACAAGCCUGGUGGUGAAGGAUGGGUAUCAAUGGAGAAAAUAUGGUCAAAAGGUUACGAGAGAUAACCCAUCUCCUAGGGCUUACUUCAAGUGCUCCUCUGCCCCAAGCUGCCCGGUCAAGAAGAAGGUGCAAAGAAGUUUUGAAGAUGCAACAGUAUUGAUAGCCACAUACGAAGGGGAGCACAACCAUUUGCAGCCUUCUCAAGGUGGGGUGACAUUGCUAGAAUCCAACCAGGUUGGUUCGGCCCCAGCCGCUGCUAGUCCGAUUGCUGCAAGCCGUUCAUCAAGCCUUUCUUUGAAUCUUGAUUUGGUUCAGCAUAGAGGGCUACAUGAAGAUCGGGAUCGAUCAAGAAAGGUGGUCGUCCACGGAAAUGAGGCACCAAUAGUGCUCCAACAAUCUUUGGCUGAGCAGAUGGCUUCUUCCUUGACAAGAAAUCCCAGUUUCACCACAGCGCUUGCAACAGCCAUUUUUGGGAGAUUUUUUGACCAUUAUGAGACAUAAAAAUGGUGAUCUGAGGAGCUGCAAUAUGUGUACAAGCUAGAUGAAUUUUUAUUUGUGUUCAAUAUGCUUUUCCUUGGCCGUUUGGAAU
This is a messenger RNA of Malania oleifera, 1250 nucleotides long. Its product is annotated as probable WRKY transcription factor 40. Gene Ontology annotation, molecular function: DNA-binding transcription factor activity; sequence-specific DNA binding. Gene Ontology annotation, biological process: regulation of DNA-templated transcription. The coding region runs from base 119 to 1162 and encodes 347 amino acids. Lineage: Eukaryota; Viridiplantae; Streptophyta; Magnoliopsida; Santalales; Ximeniaceae. The transcript has 6 exons. The record is from RefSeq and is a predicted model, not a curated record.